Molecule: messenger RNA, 3874 nt
Organism: Neoarius graeffei (lesser salmon catfish)
Lineage: Eukaryota; Metazoa; Chordata; Actinopteri; Siluriformes; Ariidae
Exons: 8
Coding region: 122-3856 (1244 amino acids)
Biological process (GO): Notch signaling pathway; protein ubiquitination
Molecular function (GO): RNA binding
Source: RefSeq, a predicted model, not a curated record
UCAAAAACAAAUACCUGCUGCUGGAGCUCGCGCUUCGGUUUACAAAAGAAAAGAAAAGAGAAGAAAAGAGAAGAAAAAGCGACGGAAACACCGUGUGCGUGUGAGCUUUCUCACCGGAAAGAUGGCUGGUGAAGCGAGGACAAUCCGAGUGAGAGGUCUGCCUGUGGGCUGGUCUGAAAAUCGGCUCAUAGACAAAAUUCAGAUCCAUUUCCUGCGCAAAAAGAAUGGCGGAGGUGAUAUCAGCUCGGUCACUGUUUCCAAAACGAUGCCUGGUACAGCCUUCAUCACGUUUGAGGAGAGCGAGGUUGCCUCGAGACUCGCUCAGAGAGGAAAGCAGGUUUUUAAAAUCAAUGACAAAAUCUAUGACAUCACCAUCAGUCUUCAUCAUGAAGAAGCAGAUGUGGAUAAAGUCCUGCUGCGUAUGUCGGUGUUGGUGGACCACAAGAAGCUCCCGGAAGGAAAAAAGACCCUUUUGUCUUUACAUGAAAGUUUUCCAGGAGUCUGUUUGACUUUUGAUGACCAGAAAGACCUCUAUACUCUGACAGGGCGCUACAGUGAGGUUCAGUCACUCAGCAGCCUGGUGCUGGGAUCGCUGGAGAAACAGGACCAGAGCUCAGGUGAUAAACCGCAACCAAAGACAGAAAGCAAAAAGACGUAUAACUCACCCCUGGAGGAGUCGGCCAACAGCCACGUGAAGAGUGCAAAUGAAGACAUUGGGGUUGUAAAACACACCGUGCUGAGUGAAGAUUUGAAUCUAAACCUGGAGAGUAAAAGCUUGAAAGCAGGUUUACCUCUGCCAAGUAGUUACAGCAAUCGUGCAUCACAUGCAGAUUUAACAAAAGACAAAUGGGACUUGGUGCCAGAUAUUGGAACUUCGCUUGAAGACUUUUCCCUGACUGUGGAUUCAGACAUCUUCCGUUAUAUCCACACAUACUGCUCCAAGGAAUACCAAAGCAUCCUCAAGCAGAAUCAUGUAGAGGUUCUAGAUGUGAACUGUGACGACAUCACAACUUUGUAUCUCAAACCAAAAACAGACCUGUCUAGGCAUGGCAUAAGUUAUGUUAAGAAGGCCCAUCAAGGUCUGGCACAUCUGUACCAGCAGGAAGAGUCGCAGUUACGCAAGGAGCAUGUUUAUAAGCGUGGAAUUCCAGAAAAGGAACUCACAUAUGCUCUGGAGUGCCUUAGGAAGAGGCUGCCGAGGCUGAUGAUCAAUGAAGAAGACAGGAAUGUGUAUAUGGUUGGAAGUAAAAGUGAUGUAUGUGAAGCCAAGCAGUUUAUUUGUUCAAUGCAAGGGUUUGGGAUAGAGAAAGAAAUCCACUCAGAUCUUCUGUUUGUCCCCUCUCAAUCCAAGAAACAAGGAAGUUCAGCAUCAUCAGAGCCAUCGGGCAUCUUUCCACAAUCGUGUCAGGAUUCUCAUGACAUAUUCAUGCCAAAGAAGGUCUUCCAAGAUACAAACCAAAGAGGGAUUCCUAGUGAGAUUUCUAGCAAGAAAAGACACAGUUCUGUGGAAUCAAAAAAAUUCGACGACCAUUCACACACUGGACAAUUUACCUUCCCAAUUCAAAGAAUAGAGAAGUCAACAGAAUACCCAUUUGAUUUCAGAAGAACUGAAGGUUCACAAGACAGACAUGUUUCAAGUGAUCUAAAAUGGAUGGAGCCUGGUAGUUGGCCUGACAGAUAUAAAGACACAGAUUCUCUUUUUGAAUCUUCUAAGCCUUCUGCUCCAUACUCCACCUUGGAUAUAAAUGAAAAAUUAUUUGAUAAGGCAGACUUCAGUUCAGAGACAACUGAACUCCAAAGCCAUUCGGACACAAAUAUAGUUGACUCAGAGAAACAAAUCAAGUCAAGUAAAGGGUACAAGACUAAACAAACAGAGUCUGGGAAGGAACGAAAAAUGGCUGCCAAUUUUAGUAAAGAGAUGUGCAGUGGCAAUAUGGAUUUAAUGUCUUACAACUUGGAAGCUCCCAAAUUGGUUGGAGAUGCAUAUGUACAGGAGAGAAAGUUUAUUGAUAGUGGACAGCAACACUCUCUUCCCCUUAUCACACCAUCAAUGAAUACUCAUCUGGAUCUAAACACCUUACGUAGUAUGAGUGCAAAAACCAGCACUAGCAAAACAGAGAUCCAGGUAAAAGGUGACAUGUCAAAACUUGGUCAUUUUCCAUAUGACAAGAAACCUACAAUGACUCCAGCUUGUUUGAGUGGAGGCCAAGAUGACAGCACCACCAUGCCUUCAGGAUCAACCCUGAGAAGGUCCAGUAGCCUCAGUGACAGGAUGAACAAAGGUGAGGAAACAGUGCCAAUGUCUGUAGAUCUGUCUGCUGGACAAAAGGGAACAAGCCAAAAUUCUCUGACAAGGGAAAUCAUCACUAUGGAGUUAGUUUUGCCUUUUAGACUGUGGCUCUAUCUUAUGUCAGUUUAUAAUACCGAAAUUGAUAAUUUGACAUCUGACCUACAAGUUAAAGAUAAAUUAGUUGGUGACAACAUCACAUUAUGUCUAAGAGGUGUAGACUCUGGAAAGGUGAGUGAAUGUCACCGUGCUUUGAAUAGUCUCAUUACUAAAGCUGAAAUGGACUUUGAAACAAGAACAGUACCACUGUCCAAGCUCGGAGUGUCAGACAGCAAGGAUAAGACCUUGCUAGAGUUGUGUACAUCAGUGAAGCAGCACUGUAAGAUGGUUAAAAUCUUAGUAAUGUCCAAUGACAUGGUGAUCCUAGGUCCUAAACCAUCAUGUGAUAAGGUAGAGGCCAUGAUGAUAAACAUCUUCCAUAAAGGGGGAGAUAUUGCAAAUUCAAAGCAGGAGAAUAAGAAGCAUCCCAACCCAUAUGGUAUACAUUCCAGCAAAGCACCUGACAGUGAUUUAAAAUUAUUUGGCAACCAGUCUACAGCCUCAGCAAAACCACAUACCGAUAUCAUUAUGAAAGAUCUAGCCAAAAGGUCUGACCAAAGUGUUGCAAGUUCCUCAGAGAUGAUUCCUCAGGUCUUAACUAACCAAGAACAAGAUGAUGAAAGCGGAAGCCAAAACAGGAUGAAAGAAGAAUUGGAGCAAUUGAAUAAGAAAGGUCCUACCUUGAUGCAAGGCGACAGUGGGACCAUGAACAAUGAGAAUGGAGAAACCUCAUCUGGGAGCGUCAUUAACUCCACCACAAAAGACAAAGCAGAUGGUGAGAAUAACAGCAACCAUACAAGCACUACUGCUCAGAGCAAGGAAGCAUUUAUUAAACAAAUGAACCCAGGUAUUUCAGUGGACCAAAUCAGGGAUUCUCAAGGGUCACCUGAAGUUUCAGAACCCAAAAAUGAAAUACUGCCCAGCAGAAAUCAGAACCUCCUUUUAUGCUAUGUGUGCAAAAAAGAAUCCAGCACUGUUAGACAAACAGCAUGUGACUAUAACUUUUGCCCCAAGUGUGAAAAAGAAGCUCAUAACAACUGCAGAAUCUGUGCUACAGCUGGUAUCAAAGGCACGAUGUCUGUUCAAGAAUCAACAAUAACAAUUCCCGGAUUUAACAGGGACACAGCUCUGAAGAUUAUCUAUGAUAUACCCGAUGGUAUUCAAGGGGAUGAUCAUCCUUGCCCAGGGGCACCUUUUAAAGGGAACAGAUUUGAAGCCUUUUUGCCACACAACAAGCACACUAAAAAGCUUCUGCCUCUUCUGAAGAAAGCUUUUCAUGAAGGACUCACUUUCACUGUGAAAGUAGGGUCUUCAGAUGAUGAUGAUGGAAGCAUAGAAGGAAGAGUGGUUUGGGGCAGCAUUCCUCAUAAAACCAGAACAGAAGGGGGUGCAUCUAAGAAUGGGUAUCCUGACUUUGGCUACAUCAAACGCUUGGAUGAAGCACUGGAGAUAGCAGGAGUCAAAGAAUAAAUGCUCUUUCCAUGACAA